AUGGUCAAUGUGCCCACAACCCGAAGGACUUUCUGUAAAAAGUGUGGAAAGCCUCAGCCUCACAAAGAGACCCAGUAUAAGAAGGGCAAGGAUUCCCUGUAUGCCCAGGGAAAGAGGCGCUAUGAUGGGAAGCAGAGUGGCUACGGUGGCCAGACAAAGCCGAUUUUCCGGAAGGAGACUAAAACCACAAAGACGAUUGUGCUGAGGCUGGAAUGUGUUGAGCCUCACUGCAGAUCCAAGAGGAUGCUGGCCGUUAAGAGAGGCAAGCAUUUUGAACUGGGAGGAGAUGAGAAGAGAAAGGGCCAAGUGAUCCAGUUCUAA
This is a messenger RNA of Rhinolophus ferrumequinum (greater horseshoe bat), 321 nucleotides long. RefSeq names its product 60S ribosomal protein L36a-like. Lineage: Eukaryota; Metazoa; Chordata; Mammalia; Chiroptera; Rhinolophidae. Gene Ontology annotation, cellular component: cytosolic large ribosomal subunit; ribosome. The transcript has a single exon. The record is from RefSeq and is a predicted model, not a curated record. The coding region runs from base 1 to 321 and encodes 106 amino acids. Gene Ontology annotation, molecular function: structural constituent of ribosome. Gene Ontology annotation, biological process: translation.